Messenger RNA from Anoplopoma fimbria (sablefish), 5509 nucleotides. RefSeq names its product galanin receptor type 1-like. The record is from RefSeq and is a predicted model, not a curated record. NCBI's taxonomy places the organism in Eukaryota, Metazoa, Chordata, Actinopteri, Perciformes, Anoplopomatidae. Gene Ontology annotation, cellular component: membrane. Bases 26 to 1075 code for a protein of 349 amino acids. Gene Ontology annotation, molecular function: galanin receptor activity. Gene Ontology annotation, biological process: positive regulation of cytosolic calcium ion concentration; G protein-coupled receptor signaling pathway; negative regulation of adenylate cyclase activity. The transcript is spliced from 3 exons.
UGGUGGGGGGGGAAAAAUAUAAAUCAUGAACUUGUCGGAGUCCGUGUGGCUCUUGGAGGAGCCGUGGAACCUCAGCAGAGCGGAGGAAGAGGACGAGAAACUUUUAUUCGGGAUCGGCACGGAUAACUUCAUCACGCUGCUGGUGUUCGGGCUCAUCUUUUCGCUCGGGGUGCUGGGCAACUCCAUGGUGAUCACCGUGCUGGCCCGGAGCAAACCGGGCAAACCGAGGAGCACCACAAACAUAUUCAUCCUCAACCUGAGCAUAGCAGACCUGUCCUACCUGCUCUUCUGCAUCCCGUUCCAGUCCACCGUCUACAUGAUGCCGACGUGGGUCUUAGGCGCCUUCAUUUGCAAAUUCAUCCACUAUUUCUUCACCGUGUCCAUGCUGGUGAGCAUCUUCACCCUGUCGGCCAUGUCCGUGGACCGAUACAUCGCCAUCGUGCACUCCAGAAAGUCCUCCUCUAUCCGGGUGGCGAAGCAUGCUUUGAUCGGGGUGGUGGUGAUUUGGAUACUCUCUCUGGCCAUGGCCGCGCCGGUCAUGUAUUACCAGAACAUCUUCCACAGAGGAGAGAAUCACACCUUCUGCUGGGAAGUGUGGCCCCCGAACCAGAAGAAAGUCUAUGUGGUUUGCACGUUUGUGUUCGGUUAUGUUCUGCCUCUGCUGCUGAUUUCCUUCUGUUACGCAAAGGUUUUAAAUCACUUGCACAAAAAACUAAGAAAUAUGUCCAAAAAGUCAGAGGCUUCAAAGAAAAAGACUGCUCAAACCGUCUUGGUUGUGGUGGUGGUGUUCUGCCUCUCCUGGCUCCCUCAUCACGUCGUACACCUGUGGGUGGAGUUCGGGACCUUCCCGCUGAACCAGGCCUCCUUUGUGUUACGGGUGGCCGCCCACUGCCUGGCGUACAGCAACUCAUCCGUCAACCCGGUCAUCUACGCCUUCCUGUCGGAGAACUUCAGGAAGGCCUACAAGCAGGUGUUCAAAUGCCAGAUCGGCACCAGUGACUCCCCGCUCAACGACGUCAAGGAGAUCCGCAGCAAAGCGGACACGCCACCCUCGACUAACUGCACCAACGUCUGAUAGACAAGGUGUGGACUGUGACAUGAAAAUGAAUUAUGGCGACUGUCCCGCUGAAACGCAAUGUAAAGUCACGGGGACAGAGCCAUCAGACGUGAGUGGGUGUGUGUGGAUCUUUUCUUGUAGGUAAGUAUGGUUGCUUGGAUACUACUACAGCCAUACUGUUCCACAUGAGCGCUGUUCAUUAAACCUGGACCGGAGUAGGUAAAGCCACUGUGGCUGCAGGGCAUGAUUACUCCCUCUUUGAUCAGUCUCUGUUUCCUUCUUUCAUGAUAAAAGUCUGAAGUCUGAAAUUCAGGAAAAUGAUCCUCUCUCCUAAACAUAUUUUGAUUGUAGACAUAUUUCAGAUCACUAUAUAUUUACAAGCCAAUACAUAAAUAAAUACGUGGUUGUUGUACUUUCAGACAGACAGAAGUAUAAAAAAUUUCAAGACUAUUAAUGUAUCAUAUUGAGUCAAGUAAAACUGUUGUUUGAAUGUGUGUUUUCUGUCUGAAGAACAGUGUUGGAAAUUGUGAAGUAACAUUUCAACAGAAUUGUGAUUACUUUCUUUUUAAGGAACGAGUAAGAGAAAAUAUUUUUUAAUUCAGUAAUGAUUACACCAAUUAAUCCCAGUCACGCUCUGUUACUUUGUCGAUUCAAGGGUUGACUUGUUUGCUUUCUUUCCAGGAACUAUAGAUGGUUGGAUGUGCGUCCAGUGGAGAAACUGGUCAUCUUAGCUUGGAUAGCUUGAUGCAGGUAGAAAUGCGGCUCCUGGUAACUCCAAAUUUGUUGUAAAUGUACAUGUUGUAAAUUCAGACAAUCUACAUGUGGUAAAUUAAACUUAGCUGAUACUGUUAUUCACUUCAGAGUUGGAGGGCACAUCAACGUGACAGCAGUGGCCGGUUUCAUAAAGAUAGAAUUAGUCUUACUAAAAGUCAGACCUCAGGUAACUGUCUUAAAGUAUGCGAUGCACAAAGUUGUUGACUAUCUUAAAGAUGACUGAUUUGUCAUAAGUUUUGGGUAAAUUAAGACCAAAAAACACGAACAUCUCCCCUCACUUCAGUAGUUUGCCCUUCUGGAGAAAUUCAAAAGUUACAAGGACGUUUUACUUGGGAAAAUUCUGAUAAAUGUAAAAUAAAAAACAUUUCAAUAGCAUGGAAUCUCAACGCACUGCAAAGCUUUAGAAUAGCUGGUUGGCAAGGCAAGGGCUCAGUACUUCUGCUUACUCAUCUUGCAGGCUCUUGAUAGUUUUCUUGGACAAACAAAAAGGACUGGCGAUGUCCUCAGUGUGGUAUAUUUCCAACAGGUUACCGUGCUCUCUAUAAUCUCUGUCUGCUUCUCGGUGUUCACUCAACAACACUGUCAGAAGACAACAAAACAUGAGCCAUGUUUUCCAUGUCACUUGGUGCCAGCAUUUUGCAGAACUGUGCAUUAUAGAGCCCAGAUUAUAUUAUUCAUAUUAUAUAUUAAUACUUUCCGACCCUCUCUCCACUGUAAUGUGAAUACUUAUUUAGUUCUGGUAGGACGGGUCCCCUUAAAGGUCUUAUUUACUAGAAACCGACCCCCUGGACACUUUACUGUAGGCUGACCCCUUGUUAAACAACAACAACAACAACAACAACAACAACAACAACAACAACAACAACAACCGUGACUCACUUUUCCAUUUCUACAUAUUAAUUUCAGAAGAUAUGUGUGUUUGUGUGUGUGGAGUUUUGGAGUUGUUAACAGGUAUAUCGGAGCUGUUCUAAGUAUCUAAACUAAUAUAAAGAGUAAUUGAUUACAUUUUUCAGUUAACUUACCCAGCACUGCUGACAAAAGGUCGCCACUGUAGAAAAGAAAAAAAAAAUAACAUUGUCAUUGUACCCAGUAUGAUUAAAGCCUGAUGUUUCUUAAUAUUAUGAACACUAAAGUUGAUAUUCACGUAUGCCUCACUCUAUUUUUGGCUGUUAUUUCACGUCAACAGUUUUCAUAUUAUGUCGUGCUGUACGACUGAGCCAAGCUGUUGGUCAUACAAAGCUUGUUGCUUGUUUUGCACCCUUUCUAGUAGCCAUCUUUCUAACCACCAAAAAAAAGGUGAUCCUGUGGAAAUUAAGAAUUCUUAAGUUGUUAUGCUAUAUAUAUGUAUGUAUGUGAUGUGCCAAGCCUCCACACAGCAGCUUUUACCUCAAUAUAACAAGAUCAUUAAAACUAAACAAUACAAGACCUUUAAGCCAGCCCCGGAAAAUCAUACAGUAUUUUAUGUACAUCUUCGGAGUUGAGUUCAUGGUGGACUUUUAGCCUGUGGUGAGGCAACGAGGUGUUAAGGAGGGGAGUGAGUCUGCUGCAGCAACUUCAUCCAGAGAGGAGGAACUCAUCACUGUUAUCAGCAGACUUUCAUCCUCCCUGUCAGCGAGGAUCUCAGAUAUGAGAGUCAAGGACUGUUUCCGUACAGGAGAUGCUGUUGAUGACUUGCUGACUAUAGUGCUGAUGGGGCAGAUGGUGAUGCUCAUCCAUGCCCACACAGGACUGAGGACGUUUUUUAAAGGAGGCAUGUGCAUGAGAAUGAAAUCCAAGUGGUGCCAGGGUAAUGUGAAUUAAUGAAAUGUUUGCAGCAGACGAUACAGAUGUGGAACACAAAAAGAGCGUUGUUUCCUAAACACCCAUAUAAAGAGCACAUGAACAAAAGCAUGUCUUUUCAGCAAAACACUUCAGAUUACCCACAAAUUACAGUGUAAUUAUUUACUAUAUAAAAGGUAUGAUUUUAAUACUAAUUUAUGGAUGGAUUACUGAAAGAGCCGCCCUGGCCUUCAUCUACAAAAUAUCCCUCAAAGUGACACAUCCUGACCAAGAAGAGACUCAAAAUGAUCACAAAGAAACAUAAAAUAACUACAAAGAUACACAAAAAGACCAGAACAACUCCAAAGAGAUGCAAAACAGCUGCAAACAGACUCAAAGAGACCAAAAAGAAACUCACAGUCACUAUGAAACGGGGCAAAACAACCACAAAAAGACACAAUAUGACUACAAAGAGACACGAAUCAACCUCAAAGACACAUACAAUGAGAAACAAGCAUCUGUCAAGAGAAUAAAAAUUACAACAAAGGCACAUAAAGCAACUACAAAGUCACUUUUUAUUUUUUAAAUUAUGUCUUAUACUAUUGCAGUGUGUUUAUUGUUGUGCACCAAUCACAAAGCCAUAUCCACGUACUUGGCAAUAAACUGAUUCUGAUCCUACAAAGAGACCCAAAACAACUAUAAAGAGACUCAAAAUGAUGACAAAGAGGCAUAAAGCAACUACAAAGAGGCAUAAAGCAACUACAAAGAGACUUAAAUUACUACAAAGCGACACAAAACAACCAUAAAGACUCACAAAACAACUACAGGAGACUCCAAAUGAAGAGGCGCAAAAUCACAGAGAGAUGAGUUUCAACCUCAAAGAGACACAAAAUGAAUAUAAGGAGAUACAAAACCACAGGGAGAUACGUAACCACUACAAAGCCCAGGUACCUAAUGUCUCAUAUUCUGCAAAUGACCGAUACCUAUACCAAGACACAUAUGUAAGCACAUAGGAGGAAGUGAUAAAAGGAAUAAAGGGGGAAUGAAUUUGUGUUUGAGAAUGACUACUUAGAAAUAAAUUACACUGUGCGUAUUUCUUUAAUUACCAGGAACCCAUUUAAUAAUUACAGAGUACAGUGAUAUUAUUACUGGGGAAAAAGGACACAAGCGAAAUGAGGAAAACAAAAUAAAAUGCAAUAUGCAGCAUUACUUUUUUUGGCAUAGUUACACAGUACCGUUGAUCAACCCAACAAGUACUGUUUCGCAAAAAUAAAAAAAUAAAAAAUGUAGAUCUCAUUGUUAAAAUAGAUGCUGAAAAGUAAGGAGAAUUUAGUUUUUGGUAUUUGGUAGUCCAUAUGAUAAAAAUAUUCACACUGUAAUUUGUGGUUUAUAUUCUAAAGUGUUAACUUUAGGUUCGCAGAUACAACUUUCAAGAUAUGAUUUCGGUUUAAAGUGCUAAAAAGAAGAGAAAAAAAUAUUUUAACAUGACAUUAACAAAUAUGUGAAAGCAAUCACACUGAGCUUGCCCUUGACAGGGGGCAUGGGAUAAAGGUACUCCAUCUUAGUGGAGGUUUCUUAAGGGAUUCACUUUUUAUUUGUUGAUUUAUUCAUUGACUUGAUGAUACUCUUUGUACAGCUUUUCAGUGCUCUGUGUUUUACUGAGGUGGUCCUGGUGUGUCUUUUUAAUCUUGUUACCUGUAUUGAUUCAGCUGUGUCGUUUAAAUCAAAUGAUUUACCAGAGGAGGAAAAAGAAGAUUGUUUUGCCUGUUUAAUCUUUCUGUGCUUGAAAAUGCAACGUGUAAGAAAAAAAGCCUCUCUGAAAUACUACAAUUCUAUUAAACUUCGUGGCAUUUCCUUGAAGAUUUCUUGCUAUUCCAAUACCUGCUUUGCAUUAUUUUAAAUGUGUGUUUUAAUAAAUGA